AUGGCGUCGCUGCCGCAGUGGGCCGCCCACCAGGCCGCGGCGAGCCAUCGUGCUCCGCGUCAUCCCCGUCGCGCCUGGCGAUGGAACGAACGAACGGCGGCGGCGUCGUGGUCGUCGACGCGGUCGCGGUCGUCGCCGGUGCGAACGAGCGCCAAGCCGGAGCGAAACGACGCGCGGCGGGACCGACGCGCGGAGUCCGCGGACUGGACCGUGCCGGACGGCGUGUCGCACGGCGACGUCGCGCGGCAACCCGCGGGGGAUCACGUCCACCCCUCCCACCUCAUCCCGCCAAACCUUCGACGCCCGGACGUCCCGGAGACGUACAAGAAGAAACCCGUCGCGCUGCUGAUGGGCUACGUCGGCGCGGGAUACAGCGGCAACACCACGAACGCGUCGCUGCCCAGGGGGAGCACCGUCGACGACGUCCUCGAGGAUGCCCUCUUCGACGCGGGUUGCAUCUUACUCUCCAACUACCGAUCGAGGUCGCUGUCCCGGCUCAAGUGGAGCCGGAGCAGUCGAACGGACAAGGGCGUGUCGUCGCUCGCCACCGUGGUGAGCGCCAGGCUGGAGGUGGACGUGGGGGUGUGGGAAAACGACCCGGAGGGGACACGAAUCGCCGCGGAUAUCAACCGACACCUCCCGAACCACGUCAGAGUCUUUGGCGCGUACUCGACGCCCAAGUCUUUCCAGGCGAGGAGGGCGUGCGUUCGACGCACGUACGAUUACCUCUUACCCGCGACGUGCCUCGGGUUGAACGUGAACGGCGAGAGGGACGCGGCGCUCGCGUGGCCGGGCGCGCCGGAGUUGGCGGACGCCACGGGGGAGGAGGUGAUGGCGCGGUUCAGGCGGGCGCUACGAAUGUUCGAGGGGUCGCACUACUUCCACAACUACACGAGACGGUCGGCGUACGCGCCAGCGCCCGACGGAGGCCGGCGCCGCGCACGGGCCCGGGGCGCCGGCGACGACGAAGACGACGAGACGGAAGGCAGCGAACCGAUGGACGAGGCGGAGGACGGAGAGGCGGAGGACGGGGCCGGUGACUCACCGCCUGAACAUGUCGGCUGCAGGCGCCGCGGGUGCUACUGGCUCAAGGCGCGUGACGACGCCGACCUCGUCGGGGUGAAGCACGCGAGGAAGGUCAACUCGUUCAUCGCCGCCGACCCCGCCGUCGCCGCCGGGCACAAAGACGCGCCGCCCUUCGUUCGCGUCACCGUCAACGGCGACAGCUUCAUGCUGUACCAGAUUCGAAAGAUGAUCGCCACCGCCGUCGCCGCCGCGAUCGGCCACUUCCCCCUCGAGCUCAUACCCGCGUCUUUGACCCGACCGGCGAGGAUCGCCACACCCAUCGCGCCAGCGUCGACGCUGUACCUCGUCGACGCGGAGUUCAUGAGCUUCAGGCCGCGCAAAGAAGCGAAAGUAAGUGGCCCGGAGAUGCCCGGAGACGCCGAGAACAUCGCCGAGAACAUCGCCAAACGUCGCCAAACGUCGCCAAACGAACAGUGCGUGGUUCCCAACAGGCUCGACGCGCUCGUACCCGGCGCGGAGGUGCGCGCGUCCAUCGCGGAGUUUCAGAGGUUCGUCCUCGACCCGGCGUUGGCCCCCGCCGUGGCGGACGCCGAGUGGGGCGUCUUCGUGGGGAACCUUCGCAAGCUUCGAAUCAACGUCGACGACUUUGACGGGGAUGACGGGAAAGGGGACGCGGUGAGGGAGUGCCUGGCGGCGCACGCCGAGUACGUCGCGAUGCGGGAGGAGAGGCGGGCGGAGCGGGAGGAGCGCGAGCGCGACGCGGCCGGCGCGCUCGCGUAG
Micromonas commoda is the source of this 1806-nucleotide messenger RNA. RefSeq lists its product with no specific name. The transcript has a single exon. Lineage: Eukaryota; Viridiplantae; Chlorophyta; Mamiellophyceae; Mamiellales; Mamiellaceae. Gene Ontology annotation, biological process: mRNA pseudouridine synthesis; tRNA pseudouridine synthesis. The record is from RefSeq and is a predicted model, not a curated record. Gene Ontology annotation, molecular function: pseudouridine synthase activity; RNA binding. Bases 1 to 1806 code for a protein of 601 amino acids. Gene Ontology annotation, cellular component: nucleus.